GGAUAGCCACUUCCUUUGUGAAAUUUGCAGUUUGAUGAUCUGUCAUCUGUGUGUUAAACCGUCGGUGUUCUUUUACUUUCACUAUCGUCUCAUGCUCGGGUUUUUAUAAUUUAUUGUAGAACUCUUUACUUGCACAGAGACAAGCAUAGAAAACUGUUUAUUUUGUGAGACUGCUUCUCGCGCCGAACAAGGAGUGAUGGAGAACGUUUUCGCACCCAACUUUCCACAGACACAAUAGGUCUAGCGGACUGGUCGGUGAAAUGUUGGGGGUGCUGUAUAGUAUCUCUGCAGGGUUUUUGUUAAGUGUGUGUGCUUCAAUAUACAGUGGGGGUCUGCUUUUAAAUGGAAAUCUGUGGGACUGCUGGAUUUUCGUUGGGUUUUUUUCAGGUUUUCAAUUUAGAAAGUUUACUCAAGAAGAAAAAAAAAUCCAGGGUUUUAUUUUCUUUCAGCUUACUGCUGGUUUUGGACUUACUGUAAAUAUAUAAUUUGGUUUAAUUGUACUACAAUGUAAUAACACUGUACUUUGUUUUUAUUCAAGUUUCUUUCUGUGUGCAUCAAAACGUUUUGUCGUUUUACAAUGUGUAGCAUUUGUUUAGAUAUAUGCUAUGAUGUUCAUCCAAUGAAAUUUGAACAAAGGUCAGUCAGUGUCCUUGGUUUUGUUCUCUAUAAAUGUGGAACUUCGAAGGAUAUUUAAGAAACAACACUCCCAUCUAUUGUUAUCACACCUUUAAAAUGAGCUUGUUUUGAAGGUUUUUCAAAACCACUGGGAGGAGAAGGUGAAAAUUGAGAGCGAAUGAUUGGAAAAAUCUGGAAACAACUUUUUUCCCUUCUAACUUUACAAGGAAGUCCCCCCCCUUGCAACUUUCAGGAAUGUUAUUUUAAACAAUGAUUUUUUUGCAACUUUAGUUUUGCUAGAAUAGCUGGCCUAUUUCUCAUUGUGCUCAAUACUUAGUCAUCAAUAUUUCCCUGGCCUUCUGACCCUACCAGUCUACUGAGCGGGAUACCAGCAACCCAGACGCUUCGCAGUCGGACGAUGCUUCAGGGUCAGACCACGACGAAAUUUAUGAGGAGGGGAGCGAUGACGAACCCUUUCCAGAAACUGAUGAAGAUGGGGCCCCGGAGGAGGAAGAAGGUGGUUCAGAUUCAGAAGCAGCCACAGAUAGAGAUGAGUGGAGAGAGGGUGCAGCAUUGCUCGAUGUCCUGCCCUUUGAACCCAGCAAACAGCCUGGCCCGCAGGUGGUGCUGCCUGCCACAGCCACACCUCUCCAGUUCUUGCGACUGCUCGUCACGGUCGAUAUGAUGAAGGAGAUUGCCAAGGAAACAAACCGCUACGCCAACCAUUUUGUCAAGUCUACUCAACUCACGCAGGUCAGUUGCUUGUCGUCUUGGGAGGACACUGACGCAGACGAGUUGUGGGCCUUUUUUGGGUUGAUAACUGGUAUGGGCAUCAUUCGGGUCGCCUCCUUUCAGGACUACUGGUCGACGGAUGCCGUGUACAGCCUGCCGUUCUUCCCGAGUAUCAUGACAAGGGAACGUUUCCAGAACCUGCUGACGUUUUUACAUUUCAGCGACGAGAAGUUCAUCCCGAGGGGAGAGGAGGGCCAUGACCCACUCUUCAAGAUCAGUUCUUUCCUGAACUGUCUUGCGGAGAAUUUUUCGAAAAAUUAUUACCCCACCACAAACAUCGCUAUUGAUGAAGCCAUGAUUUCAUGGAAAGGUAGAUGUAACGUCAGUGCCCCAGUGUACGGCCAUAGAAAUCAGGACAGGUUUGGACUUAAGAUCUUUCAGCUGUGUGACUCCAGCAAUGCCUAUUGUUGCAGGUUCGAGGUAUACACUGGGAAGAAGGAAGUCUCUCCAAAGGGAGUAGACUAUGACAUGGCCAUGAGGCUGUUGUCGCCGUACCUUGGAUGCGGUCAUCGGCUCUUCAUUGACAGCUUCUUCACAGCCCCAGUCCUCUUCAAAGACCUGCUUGCAGCCAAGACCACAGCCUGCGGUACUGUUCGGCUGAACAGGAAAGGCCUGUCAAAGAUGCCACAGAAUCGGAAGAAGGUGGUGAAGAGGAAGGGAGAUGUAAUUUCAAUGACAACAGGGUCCAUGAACCAUAUCAGGAUCAUUGGUCAGCAGCAAGUCAACUUCCUCACGUCCAUCCACACUGACAGUAUGAGCGAUACUGGAGGACAGGAUAGAACUGGGGAGCAAGUAAACAUGCUAGAUGCAGUGAGGGAGCACAGCAAGCACAUGGGAGCAGUCAGCAGGUCAGAUCGUUUGGUAGAACUCAGCUACGUCAAAUUGAGGAGGAUGAAGUGGUGGAAAAAAGUCUUCUUCCACUUCUUCAUGUUGGCGGAGCGGAACGCCUACCUUCUCUACAAGGAGUCGACACAACAGCCCAUGAAUUAUGCUGUGUUCCGGCGCGAGCUGGCCAAGGAGAUGGCGAGCCAGUCUCCUCCACGACUGCCCCCAAGACAUGCCGCCCUCCAGACGGGAAGUUCCUCACUGCAUCGACUGACGGCACGACACUUCCCCAGCAAAAUCCUUCACCCUGCUGGCUUUGAGAAGCGCAGACCCCGUACCAGACUCUGCGUUGUCUGCAGCACCAGGACGGGGAAGAGAAAAGUUCCAGGCGAUGGCAGGAGGAGGAAGGAGACCACAGUGGAGUGCGUCGACUGCAAUGUUGGUCUCUGUGUCAUUCCCUGUUUUGAGUUGUAUCAUACUCAAAAGGACUAUAAGAGGAGCUAUCGGAGACUUCAAGAAGUUCAAGUUCAAGGCCAGGACAACUCAGCAGAAGUCUCUUCUUCCUCCUCCUCCGAGUGAUGGUCCUUUGGAGUGAGGACCACCAUCAUCAUGAUCAUCUGUCCUUUUGCCAUUUGAGAAUCAUCAUCUGUCCUUCAUCAACUCUGUCCUUUUGAAGACCAUUGACUGUCCUUCCGCAGGUGUCAUUUUUUUUAGGACUGCUGUCUGCUAUUUUUUUUUAGGGCCAUCUGUCUUUUGACUGUUCCUUUGAGGACUAUCAAUUGUCAUUUUGAGGACUAUCAUCAUCUUUCAUUGUAAUGUAAGCUCAUCAACUGGCCUUUUUAGGACCAUUAUCUAACCAAAUGGUGUCCAUCAUUAUCUGGCCUUUUUGAAAGCCAUUGGAUGUCCUGCUGAGAAACUGUACUGUGUAAUUACAGAUGAAAUGACAGUCAAACCUUGUUAUAACACCAAUCUUGGAGGAGCAAGCCUAAAGUUGUUAGUACUGUGGGGCCGGUUGUACAGUGGGGCCUUUAUGAUGUCCUCUGUUUAACAACUCCUACAGCCCACCAUCUAGGGAAAUCAUUCUGCUGAUGUAUAAAUCACUGCCUGAAUUUGCAUCAACACCAAGCUGAGUCCACUUUUCCUUCCUUCUUUCCACUGCACACACACUAUAACCCAUCAUAUCAUGUACAGUAUAGAGGCAAUCAACUUAGGCUUACUGUGGAUCAUGUUGGUCAGGUGCUAUUCGCCAUGUUGAAUGUUAUUUUGCUUCCUUUGCUUUUUUCUGAGUUCUUUAAUUUCUUGUUUAUGUUGGUCACUGUUAUUAGUGUUAUAGCCGAGUAUCUAUGAUCUGUCCAAAUGCCGGUCGUUACAGAACUUGUCAACUAGACAUGAGAUCGGACUCUGGGGAUUUAUUGUAAGCUUCUACAGCUGUAAUCCUUUUAACGGACACUUUUACAAUUUUACAAUUGGGGCCAACUGUAUGCCCAUUGAAGUAUUCACGUUUGUACUGAGAAUGGAGAACUAUGUUGAAGAGAUAAUAUAGCCAAAGAUCUGUGAGUUAAUUUUGAUUGAAUAUUGUCAAUGGGACAUCAUGUCAAUGAUUUAUGUGCGGUACCAUUCUGUUUUGUGAACUGAGUAGAUUGGGAAUAUAUUAUGUGUCUAUUUUUAAAUGAAUGCUCAUUGAAAGCGUUCAUGUCAUGGUUGUGGGAACCCCCUGGGGCACUGCCACUGACUGUAGUGUCUUUAGGCCAUUCCCAAAGGGGGGACAUUUCUCGUUCAA
Messenger RNA from Aplysia californica (California sea hare), 4012 nucleotides. RefSeq names its product piggyBac transposable element-derived protein 4-like. The transcript has a single exon. Lineage: Eukaryota; Metazoa; Mollusca; Gastropoda; Aplysiida; Aplysiidae. The coding region runs from base 1297 to 2811 and encodes 504 amino acids. The record is from RefSeq and is a predicted model, not a curated record.